AUGCGAAACAAGAAGAGGAGCGACCGUCUUUGUGAUUGCAUCCCUUACGGGAAAAUUGAACCGAAAAAACUGGAACGUCUUCAAAAGAAUCGUCAGAGACAAAUGUGUUCCUGGCGAGACAUUGCGCCAUUUAGUGAACGCCAGGAAGAAGAGGUCACAGUACGUCCAAAUAACUCAGUCAACCGACUCCUUUUCCCGCCGAUUUAUGAACUUCCGAGCAUAACAAACCCCGAAGCUUACAGGGGUAUGUGCAACACUGGGAACAGAGAGCUGACAUCGAAUGAGGUACAUAUGACUAACAGUGGCCGUGCUGUUGAAGACUAUAAGGGCAAACCAUAUCGCCAUGAUUGCUCUUUAGCGCUUAAAAGCCACAGACAAGAGGAGGAGGAGGACAGAUUCGCUAACAGUGGGUGCAGCGAGCUUGGAAACAAGACGGAUUCACAGUCUCUAAAAUUAAAGUUACCCAAGUUGACUGGUUUAAACGUUGUAAAUCAAAGACUUUCGUAA
This is a messenger RNA of Pocillopora meandrina, 507 nucleotides long. Lineage: Eukaryota; Metazoa; Cnidaria; Anthozoa; Scleractinia; Pocilloporidae. The record is from the annotation of a GenBank genome assembly.